Messenger RNA from Brenthis ino (lesser marbled fritillary), 1005 nucleotides. Lineage: Eukaryota; Metazoa; Arthropoda; Insecta; Lepidoptera; Nymphalidae. The record is from the annotation of a GenBank genome assembly.
AUGCGCGAGAGCCUCCGGCGACUUGCGUCAGACGACGGCAUGGUUUCACGACUCAGUACUGGACGAGUGCGAGUGGAACUGCUGACUGGGGAACAUAUAACGCUGGAUGUUGAAAGAAAGUCCACCGGUGCUGAUCUGUUGGACAGUGUGUGCGAUGCUCUGGACAUCUUAGAGAAGGAUUACUUCGGGCUGUUGCACACUCAGCGCGACUCUCGCCAGUGGGUCGACUUGAAGAGACGGCUGACUAAAUCAUUUAGAAAUGAGCCUUGGGAUGUCAGAUUUGCAGUUAAAUUCUACCCACCGGAGCCUUCCGAAUUACACGACGAAGUUACCAGAUACCAAGUAGGUCUUGCGAUACGAAGAGAUCUGAUUGAAGGUCGUUUAAAAUGUUCAACAAUAACAUAUGCAUUGCUCGCAUCUUACGUGCUACAAGCAGAGCUCGGGGACAGAGAGGGGAAAGUCCCGACUACCAUCCUCUCGACACACAACGCGGUUCCCUUGCAAGUGAUCACACCGGACUUCGAGGAUAAAGUGGACGAGUUAUACAGGAAACACAAAGGCCAAACCCCAGCAGAAGCAGAACUAAACUACCUGGAGAACGCCAAGAAGCUGGCGCUGUAUGGCGCUGAGCUGCACAGUGUGAGGGACUCUGAUGAUGCGGAGAUCAUCCUCGCGGUAUGCUCUGGUGGCAUCGCUAUACUGAGGGAUGGAAUAAUAAUGAGCCGGUUCCCCUGGGCCAUGGUGUCCAAGCUGAGCUACCGGGCGCGGGCCUAUUGGGUGCGGCUGCGGCCCACCGAGAGCCUCGCAAGCGAGCAGGGGGAGGCGCGCGUCGGCUUCCGGCUGGGAACUGCCAGUGACGCUAAGAGGCUAUGGCGGUGCUCUGUUGAAUUCCACAUGUUUUAUAGACGAGAAGCUCCAGUGAAGGUGGAACGCAUCACGGGGUUCCCCAGGUUCGGUUCCCGACGAGUGUCAUGUCGCAGCACUUUGCGACAACUACGUGCCAUC